UUGGGCAUCAACAACCCACAGGGCCAGAAGCGGUACAUCGCGGCCGCCUUCCCCAGCGCCUGCGGCAAGACCAACCUGGCCAUGAUGCAGCCCACCCUGCCGGGCUACAAGGUGGAGUGCGUGGGCGACGACAUCACCUGGAUGCGGUUCGACUCAUCCGGCCGUCUCCGCGCAAUCAACCCCGAGAACGGAUUCUUCGGCGUGGCCCCCGGCACCUCCAGGAAGACUAACCCCAUCGCCAUGGACACCACCAUCUUCAAAAACACCAUCUUCACAAACGUCGCUGCGACCAGCGACGGCGGCGUCUUCUGGGAGGCCUGGGGCCUGGAGGACGAGACUCCCGCCGAUUCCAGAACCUUGCAACUGGCGCAGUCGGUAGGACUGAAAGAAGUAGCGAAGUGUGUUGCCAGAGAUUUUAAUUAA
Messenger RNA from Frankliniella occidentalis (western flower thrips), 423 nucleotides. Its product is annotated as phosphoenolpyruvate carboxykinase, cytosolic [GTP]-like. Gene Ontology annotation, molecular function: GTP binding; phosphoenolpyruvate carboxykinase (GTP) activity; manganese ion binding. Gene Ontology annotation, biological process: gluconeogenesis; cellular response to glucose stimulus; hepatocyte differentiation. Gene Ontology annotation, cellular component: cytosol. The record is from RefSeq and is a predicted model, not a curated record. NCBI's taxonomy places the organism in Eukaryota, Metazoa, Arthropoda, Insecta, Thysanoptera, Thripidae.